Messenger RNA from Patiria miniata (bat star), 2460 nucleotides. RefSeq names its product cleft lip and palate transmembrane protein 1-like protein (gene clptm1l). Lineage: Eukaryota; Metazoa; Echinodermata; Asteroidea; Valvatida; Asterinidae. The transcript has 15 exons. The record is from RefSeq and is a predicted model, not a curated record. Gene Ontology annotation, cellular component: membrane; endomembrane system. The coding region runs from base 138 to 1760 and encodes 540 amino acids.
GCCAGAAAUCCGGCCGAAUCCGUGGCUACCUUGAGCGAGCCAGGUGGAAUCUCAUAUACGGUAAUUUUCACAAAAAUACAAGUACAACUUCUGCAGUUCUGGUUUGAGAAACUGUCUAGCAGACGCUACCAUCCACUAUGCCGUCUGUGGGAUCCAUCAUCAACUAUGCAGUGAUUGGUCUGUUUGUGGCUUACCUCAUUCACGUCUCCCUGGUGAUGUUUCAACUCUUCAACCCGGAGCAGUGCGUGCCGGCGAGCGCCAAGGGUUCGUCACCAUGCAUUACGCCAUACAUCAGUCGGAACCCAAAGUUGCAGUUGAGUCUUUACACCUCCGUGAAGUUGAAAAGGGAACUGAAUGAGAAAGACAUGAGUCUUGCUGCACAGUACGACAACUUCACCAUCGAUGGAGAGUUUGACAGAUCAGUCAAUGUAACAAUACCACGGAAAACCCGGAACAAUGGAACAUUAUUUGUGCACGUUUUUGUGCAUCCACGAGGGGAGUCGCCCUUUCGCAGUAGCCUCGCCACUUACCAGUCCGCCCCCCUCACCAAGUAUGCCCCGCCCAGAUUGGAGGAAUUCAAUCUCCUCAGCGAAAGCAGCAAUGAAAAUACGUCAAGCGAAGUGCCAGUCACACACUGGAAAACCAAGGUGGUCAUCAGCGUUCUGCAGGAUCACCUUUCGAUGAAUCGACAAGCUGUGCCGCAAGAACUCCUACAGUAUGUCAGAUUAACCCAGCGAGGGGAAUACCUACCCAUUUUAUUUAUCAACAACUUGGUGCAUAAAAGCAAACAAUUAAAGCCCAUUAAUGCAAGCACUGUGGAGAUGCCCCUGCGUAUCCUGUACAGCCCUAUCUCCAUCGGCUGGCUCAGACUCUACUCAACCCUUGAGCAAUCCGUGAAGAUGAUGCAGGGCCUAGGUUUUGGCGAGAAAGACACCGAAGAAGUCUUGUCCCUGUUCACAGACAGUGGUCUCUACCUUUUGGCACUGACGGUUGUUAUAUCAAUGUUUCAUUUGCUGUUUGAUUUCCUGGCGUUCAAGAACGACAUCUCGUAUUGGAGAAAGCGAAACACCAUGGCAGGUCUCUCCACAAGAACAGUUGUAUGGCGUGGUUUGAGCCAGAUCAUCAUAUUUCUGUACCUACUGGAUCAGGACACAAGCCUGCUUAUUCUCAUACCGGCUGGUAUAGGUACUGUCAUUGAAAUGUGGAAAGUUAAAAAGGCAUUCAAAGUCCAACUGUCCUUCACCGGUAUCAAACCCAGCAUAUCGUUUGGCACAACGACAGAUUCCGAGAAGGCGACUGAACAGAUAGAUUCACAGGCCAUGCAAUACCUGUCCUAUGUCCUGUACCCGCUGUGUUUGGCCGGUGCUGUGUACUCCCUUCUCUACGUGCCCCACAAGAGCUGGUAUUCAUGGGUCAUUAAGAGUCUAGUCAACGGUGUUUAUGCAUUCGGCUUUCUCUUCAUGCUACCACAGUUAUUUGUCAACUACAAGUUUAAAUCUGUGGCUCAUUUACCAUGGAGGGCAUUUAUGUACAAGGCCUUCAAUACGUUUAUUGACGACGUCUUUGCCUUUAUCAUCACCAUGCCAACGGCUCAUCGUCUGGCCUGUUUCCGUGACGAUAUUGUAUUUGUCCUGUACCUGUACCAACGAUGGUUGUAUCCGGUUGACAAGAGCAGAGUCAACGAGUACGGCAUGUCGUUUGAGAAAGAAAAAGACGCAGUGACGGGAAACGUGAACGAUGCAAAGGAACACACGGAUUAAGGCCAUGAAAACUCCUAGGAUCUGAAAUACAACGUGCCUUUCAGAAUGAUAAACAUGGCAUCUGAUAAUGAUGAUGGUCAGUGGAUACCGCAGGGUUUUGCUUGUGGGUUGGGGGUGGGGGCAGUCAAAAAUCUAGCAGCCGCCAAGUUACUCUUCAGGGGCCCCCAAAUUAUUAUCAAAAAGUUUACUUGGAUUAAAGAUUGUACUAGUAACUUUGUUCAUUUGGAAAAAUAAAAAUGUAGGAGAUUCCAACAUUCAGUCUGCAGUUGACUGAUUUUUUUUAAGUCGAGGGUGCUAUGAACGAAAUCGUGUUUCGUGAUCAUAAGGUCAUGCAUGGUUUUCACUGUUUGCUUGAAAAAAGUGUAAAAAUAUAUCCACUGAGAUGAAACUUCAACAGGGUAGGUUUUGAACAUUCCUCUUUGGAAUUUGAGUGGUGUUAUCAUUGGAAACGAACAAAACGCAUGAAAAGCAAAUUAUCUUAUGUGCAUGUAAGUGGUUUGAUAAGGUUCGCUUUUCCCCAUUUUGGUGGAAGUUGUGCAGCUUGCCGGAAAACAUAUAUGACUUUAUAGUUGGAUUGGACCAUCGCUAAAAGGAGUAAUGGAUUGCAACUGAUGUAUAUAUAUUUAGUUAAAAUUCGGCUGGAAGUUUCAUCCUAACAAAAUCACAAACCGUUGCUCAGGGCUUUUAGUUAUUUUUAAAA